Molecule: messenger RNA, 1173 nt
Organism: Opisthocomus hoazin
Lineage: Eukaryota; Metazoa; Chordata; Aves; Opisthocomiformes; Opisthocomidae
Source: RefSeq, a predicted model, not a curated record
GGACGUGAGUACAGAGAGCAGCGGGGCUUGGGCUUGGCCCUGCGCCACGCGCAGAUCAGCUCGCCCUGCCGCUCCUUGCUGGGGGGGGCUUGGGUGUCCCCAAGACGGGCCGUGCCGGAGCGGCGGCCGCGCUGGCUGCAGCUAGGCGUGCGGGUCACCUCGGUGUGUCUGGCUUGGCUAGAAAUUGAUACGGCGUCCUCCUGUCGUGGAGAGGAGGGGGACGAGCUGUACAGGGAGCCAGCACUGGAGGGGACGCAGCGGGAGGAGGGGAGCGUGCAGUCUGCCAAAGGAGAGGCGAGCGACGAAGAUGAAGAGACAGAGUAUUUCGAUGCCAUGGAGGAUGCGCCAGCUUUUAUCACUGUAACCGCAGACCCCAAGCACCACAGGCGUUCGGGCAGUAACCUGAGCGGGGCCAGCGAGGGCCACCCUGAGGACUGGAACCUGGAGGACAGUGUCUUUGAAAGCUCAAAUCAAAGCAGCUGCAAUGAGUCCACUUGCAAAGAUCUCCUGCCGAAGAAAAGGAGGCGGACUCGCAUCCCCGACAAACCCAACUACAGCCUUAACCUCUGGAGCAUCAUGAAGAACUGCAUCGGCAAAGAGCUCUCCAAGAUCCCCAUGCCCGUCUACUCCAAGCGAGGGUGGACGCUAUGGCAGGAAAUCACCAUCGCCAGCAAGUUCAGGGGCAAAUACCUCUCCAUCAUGCCUCUGGAGAUUGUUAACCAUAAGUCCAAAGAUAAAUGCCAGCUGAAAUUUACCCCCUACAGCUACUUCUCCAGAGACGUCCCCCGAAAGGUGACAGGCGUGGUGAGUGACGCCGACGGUAAAGCCCACUACGUCAUGUCCGGCACGUGGGACGAGAAGAUGGAGUGCUCCAAGAUAGUGCACAGCAGCCACGGCAGCACCAGCACGGAGGGCAAGCAGAAGACCGUCUACCAGACGCUGUCUCCAAAGGUCCUGUGGAAGAAGUACCCCCUCCCACGCUCUGCUGGAGCGGUCGCUGUGGAAAGCGUCCUCCGCUUGGUGCCUCCAGCUCUGCGGUCGGGGAUCCAGCGGCCCUCGGGUGAAGCCGUUGUGUGCAGACGCUCUGCUGGAGCGGUCGCUGUGGAAAGCGUCCUCCGCUUGGUGCCUCCAGCUCUGCGGUCGGGGAUCCAGCGGCCCUCGGGUGAAGCCGUU